GCUACAAGAACUUCUGAGGGAAGCCUCCCCUUCUCUCCACCUAAAAACGAAGCUUUUCGGUGUCUCUCGGUCUUCGAAAUUUUUUUUUUCCCGAGAAUAUUUUGAAGGUUUUGGAUAAUUUGAGCUAUAGAUCGAGGAGAGGGAGAAGAGAAGGAGAGAGGUAGAGGAGAGAUCGAUCAUGGGACAGGCUUUUCGGAAGCUCUUCGACACCUUCUUCGGCAACAAAGAAAUGAGGGUUGUGAUGCUUGGACUAGAUGCGGCGGGUAAAACUACUAUUUUGUACAAGUUGCACAUUGGAGAAGUUUUAUCAACAGUUCCAACAAUUGAAAGGUGCAAUGACCCCCAUGGAAGUGUGUGAGGGGCUUGGUCUGUAUGACCUGAGGAACCGGAUAUGGCAUAUCCAAGGGACUUGUGCUCUUAGAGGUGAUGGCCUCUAUGAGGGUUUGGAUUGGCUGGCCGGUACUUUGAAGGAACUUCAAGCUUCAGGACGUGCUACCUCAGUGGGCACCUCAUCAUUCUGAACCCAAAAGGGUUUCGGUUAUUGGGCCACAGACCACGCUUUGCUGAGGUCAACUGAGUUAGAUCUGAUCCCUCCCCAUGGUUUUAACUGCUGCUACUUUUCAGUAAUCUCCUAUUACCAGCCUCAAAACCUUUACUUGUGGGGAGCCAUACUCCAUGUAAAUACUGUUGACUGGUGUGGGAUACAUGGCAUGGGAUUUUUCCACUGCCCAUUUGUUGUGUAGUAUAGAUAUUAAAAUAAAAAUAGGAUAUUGUGGGCAGAAGCCUGGAUUCAUGUAUUGUGGUGUGUGAACGGUUGUGUAUUGUUUUUUGGCCUUGUCGGUCAUCGGCAAAGAGCGCUCGAGGGGAUGAUAUAUGUUGUACGUUAAAGAAAUCCCGUUUCAGCUAGCCCCUUUAUUU
Messenger RNA from Elaeis guineensis (African oil palm), 918 nucleotides. Lineage: Eukaryota; Viridiplantae; Streptophyta; Magnoliopsida; Arecales; Arecaceae. The record is from RefSeq and is a predicted model, not a curated record.